Messenger RNA from Aspergillus alliaceus, 875 nucleotides. RefSeq lists its product as uncharacterized. The transcript is spliced from 2 exons. The record is from RefSeq and is a predicted model, not a curated record. NCBI's taxonomy places the organism in Eukaryota, Fungi, Ascomycota, Eurotiomycetes, Eurotiales, Aspergillaceae. Bases 415 to 819 code for a protein of 134 amino acids.
GAUUUUCAGUUACUAAUAAUCCUUAGAGCGACUCAUUCCAAUCUCCAAAUACCUUUGGCUAUCUGGCCGCUCGAAUCAACUGGAAAGACAACCUCGAUGUUCGACAGUUCCCUGUCCUAAAGGAAUCACGGACCCGCGAAAUUUUUACAAAUGAGGUCAGUGUUCUCGCAGCAAUGGUUUGUUACCGGCAGAUCAAAUCCGCUAUGGUUCGAACUUUGGUGGCUGGUUUUCCAAACCUGAAAACCCGGAGAGGGCGGAAAGCAGCCAAAGACCAGGGCUGAGUACGCCGACUACUUGAUAAAGAACGGCUGGGAGCCUGAGCUCAAUAAUGCUAAUGAACCGCCUGGCGCACAUUCCGUGCUACUUAAAGAGGUACACGACCCUCUUAGUGCUCCUCCCAAUCAACCAGGUUUUAUGGAGUAUGUACCUUGCCAACCUGGACAGAAACCCUCUGCUAAGAUGAGCACCUUUCUUUCUGGCAUUGUGUUGGAUGUUCCCAAAGGAUCUGAACCCGAGGUAGACGGGGAAAAGGAAGAGGAAGAUAAUGAGGAUACAGAGGCCACAUCCAGUGACUUGGCCAGCAUUUCGGACAAUGAUAGUAGUAGCCAAUUUGAAUCUCCGCCCGCUGAAACGCCAGUGGCAGGCCGUGGCCGUGGACGUGGAGGACGUGGUAAUGCUCGAGGUGGUACAAAUGGUAAGGGAGUUCAGCAAGGUCAAAGUGAAUGUCGUAGGGGGGGUCGAAAUGGAAACAUUAACAAUGUAACUGCAUCUGUGCGCCCCUCUAAGAGAAUUAGGCUUAAGGUUAAUAUGCCUACUUAGGAUAGUGUGGAAAACUAACUUAGUUAGAUUUAAUUUACAAGAUAGCUGAUGCAGGA